CUCACUAAUUAGGCGAUAGUUAUACCUGCAAAUUGCGUCACUCGCGCUGCGAUGAGAAGAAGCCUGUCUGUAGCAAUUGCGAGCGCCUGAACCUGGAUUGUAAACCCUCAGACUUCAUUGCUCCUUCUGAAUGGAGUUCAUCCUUUACCGCCAGCACACCCACUCCGCUAGGCGCCGAUUCAGUGACACCAUUUCCAACUACCUUUCCAGCAGAGGCCUCGGGGCUUGAAACCCCUUCUUCGACUUGGGAUGUCUUUAAAUCCCAUAUGCAACAGCUUGGUCUCAUAUUAAAUGAUUCCCUAUCCGCCCAGGAUCUGCCGUUCAUCAAUCUUCCUGCCCCUACGCCCACAGCCGUCAGUAGACCCACCAACGCAACAGUUCCUCUGACAGCAGAGACUGCCUUUCUUCUCCAAACUUACCUGCGAACUGUUGCAACAUGGAUGGACCUUUUUGAUCAUAGUUUGACGUAUCAACUCGGCGUCCCCCGCCUUACCCUUUCUAGUCCGUUACUGUUCCACUGCACCUGCGCUUUCACUGCGAAGUACCUUGCACUUUCUCGUGCUAGCCAGAAGACGUCUUGGACUCCAGUUGCUCAAUAUCACUACGGCGAAGCAUUAGGACUGCUCAUCCAGCUCCUCAACAAUCCUUCUCAAGAGAACGUAUCCACCUUGCUGACCGCUAUCAUCCUUCUGUCAAGCUACGAGGUUAUUGGCUCUCUAGGCCAAGAACAUCGAAAGCAUUUCCUGGCAAGCUUCUCGCUCAUCAGAGGCUUUGGAAUUUCUGCAAGCUCUACUGGAAUAGACCGAGCUAACUUCUGGAUCUAUGUUCGGCAUGAGAUUAGUGUGGCUUUGGCGACAGAAAAACCCCUGAUUUUAGGUCCAGAGGAGUGGAAUGUGCACUGGGAAGAGGGCGAGGCUCGAGAAGACGUGUUAGGGAAUCAUAUUCUCUGGAUUAUGGCUCGCGUGAUCAACCUUGUCUUCCGGGAAGAAACUGAAACGAACACGGGUAUGAAAGAGCGAGAGGACAUGCUACGAGAGGUUGAGCAAUGGCGCGAAGGAUUAUCUGAUACGUUCACUGGAAUACCAUAUGGUGAGGCUGACGAAGAGGGAUUUAGAAAGGUCUACUUUACUGUUUCUGCAGCCGCCGCUGCAGCGUUCUGGUAUCACAUCAUCCAUAUCCUCCUGUAUGCAGAACCGAUAUUGCAAGAUGCAGCCUACAAACCAGAAAUUCAGCAUCACGCAAUGAAGGUUACCAACAUUGCAAUAUCCGAGUUUCCUGACUCAGUUAGAGUAUUUGCUACCCACGGGUUGUUUUAUGCAGCAAAACACAUCAAUGGUAUCGCUCGGAAAGCGCGAAUUUGGAACGUUCUCCACGACGUCGAGAAUGAGCUGGGCUACCACACUCGAAGCAUCAUCAAUCGCUUGCAGGAAUUGGUAGAGCGGGGCUCAUAGAGGAACAUGUGGAUCUUGAAGAUAACGGAUAAGUUCUGCGCAGCAUGAAAGAGCCCUUCAAUAGACACGUCACAUACAGACAUAAGCGAAGAC
Molecule: messenger RNA, 1544 nt
Organism: Lindgomyces ingoldianus
Lineage: Eukaryota; Fungi; Ascomycota; Dothideomycetes; Pleosporales; Lindgomycetaceae
Exons: 4
Coding region: 267-1451 (394 amino acids)
Biological process (GO): positive regulation of transcription by RNA polymerase II
Cellular component (GO): nucleus
Molecular function (GO): DNA-binding transcription factor activity; transcription cis-regulatory region binding
Source: RefSeq, a predicted model, not a curated record